Molecule: messenger RNA, 1641 nt
Organism: Syngnathus acus (greater pipefish)
Lineage: Eukaryota; Metazoa; Chordata; Actinopteri; Syngnathiformes; Syngnathidae
Gene: znf511
Product: zinc finger protein 511
Exons: 6
Coding region: 111-959 (282 amino acids)
Source: RefSeq, a predicted model, not a curated record
UUUGAGCUGGUCGCAGGGUGGUGGUUUGAACUCCAACGUCAUCAAUCAGCGACGGGAGCAACCAAAACAGUUCAGAACAUUUUUGACUACGUCCACGUUAAGAAACCGUCAUGUUACAACCAACAUCGUUUCCAACCUCGGUAGGGGACCGCGACAAAGCAGACUGCACGACUGAGGACAUUUUGCAAGACGAGGAAAACCCGUUUAACUUCAGUCCUCAGCUCAUCAAUCUUCAUAAAGACCACGAGCUAUUCGAGGAUGGAGACGUUGAAAGACACAUGUACCUUCAAGACCUUUAUAUUUCAGAGGCAGACGACGACAAACAAACCCUCAGCGUUUCAGAGUUUGCCUGUCACAUCUCUGGCUGCAACGCAGUCCACGGUACUUUAGAGGAGUAUGAGCACCACUACAAUUCCUUACAUAGACACGUGUGCUCCAUCUGCCGGCGCUCAUUACCCACCGCUCGCCUCCUGGAUAUUCACAUUCAGGAGUGGCACGACUCUGUCUUCAUGGUCCUGGCACAGCGGCAGGACAUGUACCAGUGUUUGGUGGAAGGCUGUGCACACAAGUUCAGGACGAGCACACUCCGGAAGGACCACUUGAUACGAAUUCACAAGUACCCCCCAGACUUCAGAUUUGACAAAGCCAAAAGAGAGAAAGGAUCUGGAGAGACAAAGCAGCAGCAGGACAUAGCGAUGGAGGUUGUGGGUAAUGCGAGUGAGGUUCUUUGUGAAGAGCAGGCCAAACAGGUAGAUCAAGAAGAAUCCAUGGAGAUGCCCGUGUCCUUGACAGGGACCCACUUGACUGAAAAAGACACCACACAUGAGGAGAUGGCAGCAUGUCAAAACACAAACGAUGAGCAUCUGAAACCACGAUACUCCUACAGGGUUCCUUCUAAUGUGUGCUUUGGUCAUGGCUCCAUUCGAGGCUUCAGAGGUCACAGAGGAAGGAGGAAAUGAAACAGCUUGAGAAAUCACAAUUAUGUACUCUAUUAUUUCAAAUAACAUAAAAUAGUUUUCUCACGUCAUUUGUUCAGACAGUCUUUUGUGUGACAUGCACAUUUUUUACUGCAGGUCUUCAAAACGGACUUUUUAAAACAAAAAACAAAGCAACCUCAGUAUAUUUGUAAUAGACUUUAAUUUCCCAAAAUGCUUUUUCAGUAUAAAAUACACUUGAUAACUCUUGAGUAUAAAAUAAGUCAUCAAUUUUUAUUUACAGAUAAAAACGGUGCCUGCUGUUGUCUAAUAAGAGCUUUUCAAAUGACUGCAAAGUAAAACCAAAACAAACUUAGAAGUACAUUUUAAUUUAAAGGUCAAUGGUGUAAAGAUUAUUAAUGUGGGCAAAAGGAAGGUAUGUUGACUUGGCAUAAUGUCCAUGGAAAGCUCAGCGUCCGUUUUAAAUUUGAGUACAAUUAUUGCUUAAUAUAGCGCUUGUGUCUUCUGUGCAAUGUUCUUGGACUGUCUUACAAUAUUAUAUCUUUGGAUUACAAUUUUAGGAAGGUCACAUCAAACAUUAUUUUUGGCUUGUAAAUCCCGUUAUAUUUUGUACAUCAAUACACAAGUAAAUCCAAUACAAAUGAUCAACAUCAGAAUAUUGUCAAAAUUUCCCGUUUUUACCUUAGGUAUUAAAAAAUAUUGUUUU